CACCAACACUCAACCUCUCUCUCUCCUGCAGGACAGACGGUGCAGAUCGCCCCGACAUUGAGCUGGUGUUGAACCAAGUUUAAACUGAAACAAACAGACACUCUGAAACCAGAAACUGCUCUGACCUGCCUAUCGGGGAUCACAAAUGUUUCUUUAAAGUUGGAUUUUAAUCAGUGAAACAACCAAAGAGAAUAAAUCCUCGAACAGGACCGGAAACUGGACUGGACUUGAUCUUAGACUCUGACCAGGAACUAGAACCAGUUCCUGUUCCUGAUCCUGAUCUAACCAGAUCCUGAUCCUGAUACUGACCUAGAAUCUUCAGAGGUCCCAUCAGAAUCAAACAUCAGAUACUCUGAUAAACAGAAACUAGAAACUAUGAGCACUGUCCUGAAUCACAGAGGAGGAGGAGGAGGAGGAGGAGGGAGGGAGUUCUUCCUCAGCGCUCACCGCUGCCCAGAAGUCGACCUGCUGCCUCAUCAUGACUCUGAGACACAAUUUCCUCCACCGUGUCCACUAAUUCCUGCUGAGAAGAUCUCUGAGUUGCCCUGUACAAGUCAGUCUGAGGCAAAUUACCUGGACAUCUCCUCCACCCGUUGCUCUGUGGAAGAGGCGGAGGAGGAAGAGGGGAGUAUCAGUGACUGGUCGGAGGAAGAUCUUUCUCUCCACUUCUCUCCUUCAGUCAUCCUCCCAUCAGAUGAUGAAGAGUCAGAUCUAGAGAUUGGUUUCAAGUGUGUUGACAUUAAUGUGGAACCACUGGUGAAAGGUCAGGAGGGGGGGGGUUUAAAGAUGGUCCCAAAACGACAGAUUCAACUGAAGAGGAAAGACGCUAAGAACAUCAUUAACCAGGAGAAACCUAAGAAACUACAGGAUGGACCUGCUGAAGAGGGAGUUGCUAACUGUGAAGUGUCAGCCAAUGAGUUGCUCCGUCCCACCGUCCUUCACCGCCCUGAUCUGUUGCUACGGCAACAUAGUAUGCCCGCCUCCCUACACACACGCUCAACGACCAGCAGUGAUGCCGACAGCUACAGGAUCUACAGGGGCCUGGUUGCUGGGGCCAGUCAAGGCUUUCAGGUUGGAGAAAACUCGCGGCAGCGACUGCAGAAGUCCUUCUCUUUGGACGAAACUAAGACAAAGAUGGCAUCCUGCAUCAUUAAGAGUGUUCUGUCAAAGAAAAUGUUGGUGGAGCAAAACAACUCUAAAACCUCGUAUCUGCAGAGGAAACCUGCUGUGUUACCCAGCCUCCCACAGCCCGCAGACCAGCAGAGGGUGAGGGAGGGGGGAGGAGGUAAGAUGGGUGGAGGUGUGUUUAAAGGUCCAGUUCAUGUGGUGAGGGACAUGAGGAGUUUAGUUAAAAACACAUACAGCCUCCCGUUCUCCACAGCUCCAACAACAACAACAACUGAGAACAACAAGCCAGCAAACUUUAAGGUGAUUGGUCAGCAGGACAGUCCCCCCCCCACCUAUCAGCAGGCUGUGGGGGUCCAAGAUUAUGAUGAAACAAAGAGGAGCUGUCAAGCCUCUGGAAGACAUGUCACCAAAGUCACAGCAUCUCUCAGCCAAUCACAGGACAGGAAACAGAGCAACAGAUUCAGUCAUCCAAUCACACAGCAGAGACGAGGCAGCGAUCCAAUAAUAAGCAGAAGAAGAGUGGAUGAUGUCACCUGGCCUGUCAUGUUGUCAGAUCCGCCCACCAACUCAUGUGUCAGCAGUGACUUUUCAGAGCUCAGCCAAUCAGAGAGAGCCCCGUCCUGCCUUUCUGUGUUGAUGCAUCCUCCCCCUCAGCCCGCCUCCACCUCCAGACACCUCCAGGGGACUCCAUCUUUGCUUUCUGCCCAGGAACAGAGCUCCAUUCUGGGUGUACCCUCUCAGUUUGCCCUGAAUUCCUCCCAGCAGAUCCUCCAUUCCUGUUUCUACACCUCCACUGCCCUACCUGCCUUCCCCCUCACCUUGCACCCUCACCUGGGUAAGGUCAGCUACGUGCACAGCCCCCUGAGCUACAUGGAGACCCAGCUGCAGCCCCCGCAACCUGUCCCCACCCUCCACCUGCCGAGUAGGUCUGAGGAGAACCAGAGUGGGUCAACUGGAAACUCCUUCGACCAGCAAGACUGCUUCAUCAAGACCUGCCCACCUCACCAGACCAGGACAGCAGGAGACCAGCAGGGCAACUGCAACACAGUGACACCUGCAACACAGGAGCAACAUGAGCAACAGCAACGUCAGCAGCAGCACUUUGUGUACGGUGUUCAGGGUUUCUCACCUGCUCAGGUGGGUAAUGACUUUGUUGUUGAUGUCACAGGUUCUUCUGCAGCACCUGGGGCCCUCCUCAGUGGCCCCUCCCUCUGUCACAUGAUGUUAAAAAAUCCUAAAAGUGUGGGGUGCUUCUAUGUGGACACGCCCCCGAAGGCUCAGAGGAAGAUGCUGCUGGAUCCAGAAACCGGUCAGUACGUCUGGGUGUUCCUACCUGCAGCCCGCACCACCCCCAACACCGCCGUGUUCCCAGUGCGCUUUGCAAACCCUGCCCCCUUUGUGAUAAACCACACCCCUUCCACCACAAACCCUGCCAUCCUAUCAAUGAUGCAGUUCCAGCCAACGGUUGCUGUGUCCUCCCUGUACGCUGCCCCAUGUCUGCCCUUCACUCUACACACACCAUCGGUCAACUUCACACAUACAGCACCGUGAUGACAUCACAGCCCAUAGGAUGACACACCUGUGUCUUUCAGAAAAUUUUAAUUCAAUCUGAGUGGAGCAAACAAACACUUUUUUUUUAUUAUUGUAAAAAUUCUACCUUUAGUGAUCAUAAUCAGACUCUUAUUGUGAAAGUCUCCUCUCAGUCAUCAUAAAAUGACUCUUAUUAUUGUAUUUGUAGUUGGAAGUUUUCAGAGUUUGAUCACACUAGCAUGGUGUGGACGUCAGAGGAACUGCAGCUCAGAUCAUCAAAACAUUUUGAUAAAAUAUAAAAUAAAAUAACUUUAAUAUAAAAUUAUUAACUAUAUGGAAGUAAACAAAAUGUAAUUUGGUAGAAAACCUGUAGUAAUUGAGUAUUAUUAGUAUUAAUGAGCAUGUGUGUAAUUACUCUCUUUGAUUAUCUGUAACUGCAGUUAGAUUAAUGGGUUAACAUUAUAUUAGAGUUUUAUUUAUUCUUAUUUAUGUUAUAUAAAUUACGGACAAUUAUUAGUCUGCUCUUUCAUUUAGAUCACUGGUUCUCGAACUAUGGUGGUACGCAAGCUGCCUCCAGUGGGAUAUGAAGGAAAAAAAUAAAAUAAUUAAAAAAUAUAUAACACGAUCAAAAUAUUACACAAUUUCAAAUUACAAUUUUUAAUUCAAACUUACAUUUAGUUUCAAUGUCAGCCUGUAGUAGUUGUAGUCUCAUUUAUUAACGUAGCGCUCAUAUUUCCGUGAUUAGUACAGAGCUUUAAUGUUAUGUAAGAUAGUGGGCGGAGGUAAAAUUAAUGAUUCAGAAACAAUCGUGGCUCCAAACUGGAACUAUUGGGAAGAGAAGAGCCAUUUUACACCACACUAGCUCUGGUUCUUGAACUGGUUCAGUCAACAAUCAAUACAAGGACUGCGUGAACUGUCUGUAGCUGAAAGGGCCACACUUUGGUAUUGAACCCGGGCUGCUGUUGUACAUGAGGUGCACGCUCUAGCAGGUGAGCUACCUGGGCGCCUGUACUGAUAUUUGUUUAUUCAUAAAUCAUUUAUUGUGUGUUAUUUGAGUUAGCGCUGCUUUGUCUACAGAGAAAUACUGAUUCAGAAUUAUUCGGUAUGACUUUAUUUUACCUCAGAUUGUUUUGGGGCUGUUUGAUUUGUUUUCUGUUUGUAAAUAAAGUUUACAACCCGAAUAAGACACACAAGGAGCAGAUACCAUGAAAUUUACUUUAUUGUUUUAGUUCUCUGUGACAUACUUUUUUCAAAGUUAAAAAAAUGCAAAAUAAAUCAUUAUUUAAAUUAAAACCUUUAUUUGAUUGCAGAACACCUAAACUUCACUUAAUCUAAAAAUGACUCAUACAUACAUAUUCAUUAUUUUAAUAAUAAUUAUGUUAUUAUUAUUGUUGUUGUUAUUAUUUAGAUUAUCUAUAUAAUAAAAGGUUUUCAGCCUCACUUGUUGUGAAGAGAGAAAAUAUCAAUAAUAUUUCAAAUGUGCUGCCGUCAUUCAUUUUAAUGAAAAUAAUGUUUUUUUGUCACUUUUUGCAAAAUUUUCUGACAUUUGACAUUUUUCACCAUGUUGGUCUUACACUUGUAAUAAUAAAAAUAUGAUUUAUU
Molecule: messenger RNA, 4260 nt
Organism: Dicentrarchus labrax (European seabass)
Lineage: Eukaryota; Metazoa; Chordata; Actinopteri; Moronidae
Gene: prob1
Product: proline-rich basic protein 1
Exons: 5
Coding region: 376-2679 (767 amino acids)
Cellular component (GO): nucleoplasm
Source: RefSeq, a predicted model, not a curated record